This is a messenger RNA of Punctularia strigosozonata HHB-11173 SS5, 1015 nucleotides long. RefSeq lists its product as uncharacterized. Lineage: Eukaryota; Fungi; Basidiomycota; Agaricomycetes; Corticiales; Punctulariaceae. The transcript has 2 exons. The record is from RefSeq and is a predicted model, not a curated record. Bases 494 to 1015 code for a protein of 173 amino acids.
GUCGACGCAGGAAUGGAGACAGCCCAGCGUCGAGCGAGCAGCGCCCGGGAUGUGGGGAGCGCAGGGGCAUGGCGCGGCGCGUACGCACCAAAUUCCCCCGCCCCGCCCCGCCCCCCCGCCUCUUACCGCGCCCACCGCCGCUCGUUCCGCCCAUGACGACCCAACCCGACCGCGGCCCUGUGGCACACACCGCGCGGGUGUGUGUGUGUGUGUGCCUGGGGACAAUCAUGACGAUUACCUCCGCGUACAUCCGCUCGCUCUCCUUUGCGGUUAGCCGCUACCCACACACCCUUUCGCUGGCACCGAGAUAAAAUCGCUGGUAUUCUCCUCGCCGCGUCGGCGUCUGCGUGGUGGCUCUCUCGGCGUGUGUGCGAUCACUUCCACCGUGCCGCGGCCCGACAACAGAGCAAACACCCAACUUGCUGGAAUCGUUAAAUAAACACCGGAACGUCCACCACAAUCCCCUCGAUAACACAACGCACCCCGACACGCCAUGUCGCUGCUGCUCACGUCCCUCGCCCUCCUCGCGCUCGCCGCCCUCGCGCGCGCCGCGAACCAGACGCUGAUCGCGACCGCCAUCGUCACCGACCCGUCCACGAACGCGUCCGCCUUCGAGUGCUGGCAGCUCGCCGCCCCCUUCACCGUCUCCACCGGCGCCGGCACCGCGGGCGCCGCCACCCUCCAGCUCGGCGCCCUCGCCAACGCCACCUACACCGUCCUCCCGCCCCACUUCGAGGGCGGCGUCCACAACGCGCCUUUCCCUCAAUACGUCAUCUUCUCCGCCGGCCUCGCGCACGUCACCCUCCCCGCCUCCCCGGGCGUCGAAGCGUUCGUCGUGGGCGGCUCGCAGGGGCUCAUCGUCGCCGUCGACACCACCGGAUCCGGCCACAACACCUCCUACCCCUCCGCCGAGCAGACGAUCGCCUUCCAGGUCCCCUUCGCCGACGGCCUCGUCCCGGAUCACACCGUGCUCAACUCCGGGCCGUGUACGGGCUCGCAGAUCCAGUCCAGCUGA